AAGGCAACGGUUGAGGUGGAGGCCAGAUAAAGUGCCGUGCGUAGCUGAUAUAUACCUGAUACCGUCCUACGGCUGACUGUGAAACGUUGGAACCGCAUUACCUCGUGCGAGGCAAAUAGGGAGAGUGUCGCUUGCCGAUGGUAUCUUGGACUCUCUCUCCUCAAUUCUAAGAGCUGACUCCAGGUCUUUGGCUAAUACCAUGGACAGCUCCAUAAAACAGAUGCCUGACAAAAGUAUAGUUGACAGGCAAGAAUGGGAAACUGUCAGUAUACUCUUUCCAACCAAUUCCGGGCCAGAUACCAAUCUUUGCGAUUACAUCGGUUUUGAUUGCAAGCGCUUGGGGGAGCGCUUUUUAUUUCCGGAACAAUACGACUCUGCCUCAAAAGAAGUCAGAGCUCGUUUAGCCAUGGCACUCAAGAUUGCGGCUGCGCACGCAAAAGUUCCCCUCGUGGAACGGGGAUGGGACAUGAAGAGGAAACAGAUGCGCUUUGAGUGCUUUCGAAGCAGAGCUCGUGGGAACAAGCGGAAACUAGAAAAGAAUGCAUCCAGCCUUGAGAAGAAAACUCGCAGAUCUUCCUCUAAACGUGCACCCAAGGGGAAACAGUGUGUCUUUCGUUUCCAUGUGUAUUGGCUACCAGAAGAGAAGCGAUGGUGUCUGUUUGGAGGUACUCGCGGAAACUGCAACACCCAUUGUUAUCAUUUACCAAUGGAGCCGUCUGAGGUUCAAAAGAGACUUGCGUCCAUUAACAGUAAGUACAACAAUGCAAAAAGUGCUAGGGAUGUAACAAAAGGAAACGCUCCGCCAACUGUGAUUGGGCAAUCUUUGGAGCUCCAAACUCAAGACACUGGGCGGGGGCAAAUGGGAAAUGAUCACAAAGAGUUGACUGAGUUUCCGGCAUGUCAGACAAUUGAUAGUUCUGCACAGUGUUCCUUACAAAAAAUGAGAUCUGGUCAAUUAUUUGGAUCAAAUUGUACCUGCGGGUCAUCUCUUGUUACUGUUGUGCAUGAGCUUGCAAGACCCUCUCAGCAACAUGGAACGAAUGAUGGAUUGGAGAGAGGAGAAGGUGGUUUCUGUGAUGAAACUUUGGAUUUUCCAGUGGACAUGGAAGAAUUGAAUUACUUUCCAGAAAAAGUGGACGAGUCUCCUUACAUGCACAAUCUGCAUCUCUACCAAGAAAUGGCUAGGCUAGCCUCUUUUGAUCAAGAAGCUGCAGAGUUAAUGACAAAGCUCAUGAGAGAAGCCUUAGAGAAGAUGCGGAUACACGUUGCGGAAAGGGCUGGUGAUGCACAUUUCACUGAUUCAAGAAUCAGAAAGGAACGGGAACGCCACGAGUUGAGGUCUAGCAGCUAUGGUCCUUCAGAAGGUAGCAUAUCAAGUAUAUUGCCAAAAAAGAAACGAAAAGAUCCCCCUAUUUAACAAAGUGGCGCAAACAAAUUGCAUUCAUAUUUAAUGUUAGAAUCAUCAAA
This is a messenger RNA of Phaeodactylum tricornutum CCAP 1055/1, 1467 nucleotides long. RefSeq lists its product with no specific name. Bases 200 to 1417 code for a protein of 405 amino acids. The transcript has a single exon. NCBI's taxonomy places the organism in Eukaryota, Bacillariophyta, Bacillariophyceae, Surirellales, Neidiaceae. The record is from RefSeq and is a predicted model, not a curated record.